Trametes versicolor FP-101664 SS1 is the source of this 761-nucleotide messenger RNA. RefSeq lists its product as uncharacterized. Gene Ontology annotation, molecular function: RNA binding. The transcript has 4 exons. The record is from RefSeq and is a predicted model, not a curated record. NCBI's taxonomy places the organism in Eukaryota, Fungi, Basidiomycota, Agaricomycetes, Polyporales, Polyporaceae. Bases 1 to 678 code for a protein of 225 amino acids.
AUGGCCGCCACACAGACAGCAGCUAGGAGAGUCGGCAAGCAGGUCUUCGAAGCCAACAACUCGAGGCUUCACGUAGAGCUCACUGGUCUUUCUCGUACUGCGCUGCCAGCCGAUUUGCGGAGACUAUGUGGGAAGUCCAAGGUAGAACACGUCUCCAAUGCUGUCCUGGAUUACAGACGCUUUAGGUCGACGGGAACUGGCCUGCUCACCUUCUCGCGUCCAGAACAUGCAGCUGUUGCACACAAAGCACUCAAUGGCUCCGUCGCGGGCGGCAAGAGGGUGAAGACGCGGCUCCUCAGUUAUCUCCCCGAACUCCCUCGCAUGCGAGGACAAAAGGGCAUCCUCCAGGCAGCGCAAAGAGGCGCCAUCACCGGGGACGGGCCCAGCGGAGGUAUCGCUGGUAGCGGACGGAACGUCGUGCUUUAUGGACUCCCGGGAAAGCUCAGCGUUGGGUCCUUGCUCGACAGCCUGCGUGGGGUCAAGCUGGCGGGGGCGGAAUAUGGGAAGGAAGUUGUUGUUAAGCUGGACACUGACCGGCUUGCCUCUACCUCUCGCUUCCUCGUCCGAACAACCUCCCCGUCCGAAGCCUACCGCCUUGUGCGCAAAUACCACAUGCAGAUGUUCCGACCAGAGUCGAAGAGCGAUAAGCACACCAUGCGCGCGUUCGUCGUCUGGUAGUGGAAGGCCUCGCACAACCUUCGUCCCUUAUGCUACUAUCGACACCCAUUAUUGCUAUACAUUAAUAGAUUGGCUCUCCUCAU